CUCUGAUCCGUCUCGAUACCUCUUACAGACGUGCGCGAUCUUUACAGCUGAAGAUCCCUGGUACUACUCUCGAUUCAGGCGAGCUAGCAAGAAAAAACGCGCAAGCUAUCUACCCGACAACCGCCUGAAAUGCAAGCCAUGGCGAAUGAGAUCGAGUGUCCGGUACAUGAUGUUAUUUCCACGUGUGGCAGCUAAGGUAUCUGGACGGCGGAAUUGGGCUUCUGUGACGACAAGGCUUUUGAAGCGAUCCACUAAGACUAUAGUAUCAGCGGGAAGGAGGGGCACUCCAGAAACAAAGCAGGUUUCUACCUAGCUACCAGCCGAGUGAUAGUUUGAAGGAGGGGUAGAGCGUUGGUACAGGAGAGUCGAACGUAUAAAAGACCCAAAUCUUUUCCACCUCGAGACUCUCGACACAUCCGUUCCGACCCAGUUUUCCAUCCAAACUCGCUUCACCCUCUUGAGUUUCCAACUUUUUGUCAGCUGUCUUUAAUCCACCAUCCAGCCAUCAUGUCUGACUUCCUCGACCGUGCGAAGGAGAAGGUGAAGGACAAGUUCGGCGGCGGCAGCGGAAACGACGACAGCAGCUACGACAACACGGGAAAUGACUCGUACGGGUCAUCUGGCCAGUCUGGCAGCGACAGCUACGGAUCGUCGGGAGGUAUGGGACGUGGCGGCAACGAUAGCUAUGGUUCCGACAACUAUGGCUCUUCGGGAGGUAUGAAAGGUAGCGGCAACGAUAGCUAUGGUUCCGAUAACUAUGGCUCUUCAGGAGGUAGGGGAGGUAGCGGCAACGACAGCUAUGGUUCCGGUAAUUAUGGAUCAUCAGGCGGAAUGGGUCGUAGCGGUGAUGAUAAUUAUGGCUCAUCUGGACGCACGGGAGGAAGCGAUUCCUACGGCGAUGACUCGUACGGGUCUUCGGGACGCACGGGAGGCAGCGACUCAUAUGGGUCUUCCGGUCGUGGUGGGGACAACUCUUAUGGCUCUUCUGGCAACAACGACGAUAGCUAUGGUAGUAGCAACACCGGCUCAGGGGGUUACGGCUCAGGCGGCUACGGCUCUAAUCAACGUGAUACCUCGGACAGCAGCUACGGCGGAGGAAAGACCACUGGAGAUUACGGUCAGCCUGGCAGCGAUAGUUACGGAAGCGGCCGACGCGGAGGCGACGAUAGCUACUAAAUGCACCACUCGCCAAAUCCUACCAAUGAAUACGCAAUGUAAUAAAAAAAACAAGCGCACUUCCUCGUUCCACAACUUCAUAUUGGCUUCAAUCUAGUCUCUUUGUUUUCCUGUCGUGAGCUUCAUCUACUUCGGCCAAAAGCCCAACAACAGAUCUAUCACAUAAACUUUUAGCGUCGGACCGAUGGAUCGGAUUGGUUCUCUGCUUGAAAAUCAACUGAUGGUGCAACGACUUCCUGAAUAAGGUUCAACUACGUCAUAAUGGAUUUAGCAACGUGAGGGGUAACUCCGAGAUCUCAUGUGGGGGCAUUCGCCGGCAACUCUAAUGCAACCACUUGGAACGAGUAACAUUUUGAGAACCUCUCCCGGUUGGAUUUUGACAAAGCACGGUUUUAACGAGCUGUACGAGGACUGUGUUUUUCCACAACCUGUGACGGAAAAUUCUAUUUCUUCCAACGUAAUCCUCGGUCUUAUGUAACUAGCUAGGUGUGAUCACUUGACUUUUCUCAGCAACAUCCCGUACCAGACCUUGACACCAAUCCAUUUUCGCCCCCUUUCCCCGA
Verruconis gallopava is the source of this 1739-nucleotide messenger RNA. RefSeq lists its product as uncharacterized. The record is from RefSeq and is a predicted model, not a curated record. NCBI's taxonomy places the organism in Eukaryota, Fungi, Ascomycota, Dothideomycetes, Venturiales, Sympoventuriaceae. Bases 508 to 1176 code for a protein of 222 amino acids. The transcript is spliced from 2 exons.